Molecule: messenger RNA, 1374 nt
Organism: Pichia membranifaciens NRRL Y-2026
Lineage: Eukaryota; Fungi; Ascomycota; Pichiomycetes; Pichiales; Pichiaceae
Exons: 3
Coding region: 1-1374 (457 amino acids)
Biological process (GO): protein polyubiquitination; ubiquitin-dependent protein catabolic process
Molecular function (GO): ubiquitin protein ligase activity
Source: RefSeq, a predicted model, not a curated record
AUGGGUUCUAUCUCUUCGGCAAUUCCAACCAUAGACAAGAUACACAAUGAUACAUUGUUUUAUGACCAUAAGGACGAGAAUGAGGAAUCUGUCGAUUUUUUGCAGAAUUCUAAACUUGUCCAGCUAUUCAAAAAUAAUAUUCCCAAAAAAAUUGUUGACUUUUUCUACAUUUUAGCUUAUGCCCCCUUCAUGGUUCCUUUUGAGAAGAGAGCAGAAAUAUUUCAUUUUUUCAUCGAGUACGAUAAACAUAAUAACAAUGUGAACGAAUGGUUCCCGACUAAAGUUGAAGGGGUUAUUUCCAGGAACAACAUGCUAUUUGAUUCCUAUAACUCUUUUGGUAACUUGACGGGAACAGAGUUCAAGAGACAGUUUUCAGUGCAAUUCGUUAAUGAGUUUGGAGAGACGGAAGCAGGUAUUGAUGGAGGUGGGUUAACCAAAGAACUUCUGACAACCUUGGUUGCUUCAACUUUUGUACCAUCUGAAGAGAACAGGAAGAACAACAAGGGCUUACAGCUUUUCAAAGAAGCAAUUUCGUAUGCAUGUACUAAUGAUGAGUACUUGAAGAUAAGUAGGUUUUUAGGGAUGGUAAUAGGUAAGUGUUUGUACGAUAAUGUUUUGCUUGAUAUCUCAUUCACAUCCUUUUUUUUGAAUACUUGUGCCACACUUGGAAGUAAGUAUUUCAAGAAUCUUAUUGGAGAGAAAAUCAGUACUGACCCGGAAAAAUUUGAAAGCAUGUCUCUUUUAUUCACGGUUGAUGACAUAUUUUACGAUGAAGAUGGGAACUUGCAUCAUGUUGAAGUACCGUUGAUACCGCCGCAGAAGAAAUCACCUGAUUCUGCCCCUGAACCGGUACCUGUUACAGUGAACAACAAAAUGCAAUUUGUAAGAUUGAUGACGUCCUUCAAAUUAUCGAAACAGACCGAUCUAGUUAUGAAGUAUUUCGUUGAAGGAUUAUUUCAAGUGAUAAAACCUUAUUGGUUGCUUCUAUUCAAUCCGUUUGAGCUUCAAACGUUGAUAUCUGGUGAUGACGAUGCAAUUGAUAUCGACGACUUACAGCGGAAUGUGGAGUAUGGUGGUUUUUUGGAAUCAGAUCAAACAGUGCACGAUUUGUUCACCAUCUUGAGAGAGUUCGAUCGAACGGACCGGGGGAAGUUUGUAAAGUUUGUUACUUCUUCUCCAAAACAACCCUUAUUGGGGUUCAAGGAAUUGAAUCCUAAAUUUGGAAUCCGGAAUUCAGGAAGCGAUACGAGCAGGUUACCGACAGCAUCGACGUGUGUCAAUCUUCUCAAAAUUCCGGAUUACAGAGACAAAGAAUUAUUGAGAGAAAAAUUGUUAUAUUCGAUUAACAGCAAGGCUGGGUUUGAUCUCUCGUAA